Galleria mellonella (greater wax moth) is the source of this 2415-nucleotide messenger RNA. RefSeq lists its product as uncharacterized. The transcript has 4 exons. The coding region runs from base 174 to 1667 and encodes 497 amino acids. The record is from RefSeq and is a predicted model, not a curated record. Gene Ontology annotation, cellular component: membrane. NCBI's taxonomy places the organism in Eukaryota, Metazoa, Arthropoda, Insecta, Lepidoptera, Pyralidae. Gene Ontology annotation, molecular function: transmembrane transporter activity. Gene Ontology annotation, biological process: transmembrane transport.
CGUAGAUAAAGGAAAAUAAAAUGUUUAAAGUUUAUUUAUACCAAAUCGACUCACCUGGGUAAUUGUAGUUUGGAGUGAUCAGUAUAUUUAGGUGUUUGCUUGGUUUCGAACGUGGUUUGUUUUAUUGCAUUUUUUUUUGUUAAUUUUCAUAAGUGUUUUUAUAUAUAAUAAUAAUGGAUACCGCGGUUCCAACAGUAAUUACACCUGAAACAAAAGCUAACAACGACCAAUCCAAGUGGGUAACACCUUUCAAGAAACAGUGUUUCGUGACUGCCGGAGUUUCUCUUAACAUAAUCAGCCAUGGCACAGCGCUGGGCUUCUCUUCUGCUCUCAUACCACAAUUGAGAGAAUCUAAAUUUAUAAUACUUGACGAUUCUUCGACGUCAUGGAUAGUGUCCAUCGUUGGCAUUGGCGUUGUCACCGGGAUAUUAAUCAUUCCUUUUAUUAUCAACAAAAUUGGAAGAAAGCUGAUAAACCUUAUGUCCGCCAUCAUUAUUACCAUAAGCUGGAUAAUUAUAUUCGUAGCAAAGACUGCGUUUACUUUGAUAUUAGCAAGAUGCGUCCAAGGUAUUGGCAAUGGUUUUACAGCCAUCAUUGGACCAAUACUAAUUGGAGAGUAUACUAGUCCACGCAAUAGAGGUGCAUUUUUGGCAACAACGUCUGCAUCUUUUUUUGUAGGAACAGCACUUUCUCAUACAACAGGCUCGUUUCUCUCUUGGCAGAAAUCUGCUUUAAUAUGCGCUUGUAUUAGUUUUAUAGAUAUACUUCUAAUAAUAUGUUCACCGGAAUCUCCAUUAUAUUUAGCAAAGAAUGGAAAGUAUGAUGCAUGUAAAAAUAAUUUCCAUUGGCUUAAAGGCAACGAUGAAGAUGAGGAAUUAGAUAAAAUGUUAAAGAAUGCUAUGAUAGAAAAAGAUUUGUGUAAACAGAUCAAAAUUAAGUCUGGUUAUUUAAAUAAAAUUUUAGAAUAUAUUUUAACAUUAAGAAAAAGAGAGUUCUAUAAGCCCGUUAUUAUUAUGUUCCACCUUUAUACGAUUAAUAUAUGGUGUGGAGUAACUAUACAUGAUGCUUUUGCUAUAGACAUUUUGCAUACAAUUGUAGGUCCAAAUGUUAAUAUUUCAUUAAUUGUAUUUUCCAUGGAUAUCCAAGCAGUUGUGAUAAAUAUUAUAACAAUAGUUUUAAUAAGAAAAUUUAAAAGGAAACGAGUUUUAUUGUUUGCUGUCUCGCUUAACAUUAUUAUGUACUUAUUAAUUGCUAGUUACACAUACUUGAGAGUUCAAAAUAUUUUAUCAUUUCACACUCCUAUUAUUGGUAUAUUUUUGAGUCAUGUACAUUUGAUCUCCACAACAUUAGGAUGUGUUUCAAUACCAAACAUAAUUGCGGGCGAAAUAUUUCCAUUCAAUUACAAAGGCAUCGGUGGAAUGUUUUCUCAAAUAAUAUUCUAUAUAAUUUUGACAGUAUUUUUAAAAAUUACUCCAUAUUUAUUGCGUAUAGUGGGACUAUCAGGCACUUAUUGUAUUACUGCCGCAUUAAUGUGUUACAGUUUAAUUUUUCUAAUUAUCAUGCUGCCAGAAACUAAAGAUAGAACUCUCCAGGAUAUUGAAAAUGAGCUUACAGGUAACAAUAAAAAUGUUAAUACUGAAACAGAACUAAAUAUGCUAAUGUCCUAAAUUAUACUCUUAAUUAUAUAUAAUGAUAAAGUAACUAAUGUACCUUCUAUGGGGAAAUUGCUGUAUAUAUACAGCAAUUUCCCCAUAGAAGGUAUUUAUUAAUCUUAUAAGAUUAAUAAAUAAUAAAACAUUUAUUUUGUGUCAACUGAAUCUUUAUUUAAUGUAUCGAUCAUAUUCCAUAAAAAUCUUAUAUAAAGACAUUUUAGAAAAAAAAAUAUAUAACGUUCUUUUUUUUUCAUAAUACUACCUUCGACAAAAUUAAGGUUUCUGAAUUCGUACCAAGAAUGAUGACUUAGGCUAUAGUCUAUCUUUGGAUAAUGAAAUUAGUAAUGAUAUUGUAAAUCUAUAAAAUCAAUGCAAUUUUAAAUUUAAAAUUGCAAAUUAAAAGCUACUAUCUACAGUUUUAAAUUACUAUUAUUUUGACAUAAAUUUAAUUAAAUUAGGAAACUCGCCCUCAUAAAUGUACACAUUGAAAAUUGAAAAGCAAGAAACAGUGGAAAAUUUUCAAUUAAAUUACCAUUUCACAGAUAUUCCCCAUAAAUUCUCAGUUUUAUUUUUUAUUAUAAAUUGAUUUGAACGUUAUAAUGUUACUAAUACUAAAUACAGCUGAUGGCCUGGCAACAUUCUCUAUUGUAAAGUUGCAGUGGUGAACGCGGAAGUACUUAAGUAUUAAGUUUGUUAAUGGUAUAUAAGAGAAAAAUACUCUAAAUGAUUCUUGACAUCAUUGUCUGAAUUUAUUUUAUUAUCA